AUGCUUAGAACGCGCUGUGGGCUGCUCGAUCCUGCCACGAGACUCCGGUGGACGCGACCACCGCGCUCACGAGGCCUGGCAUCCGCUGCCGCCGCCGCACGACCACUCAGGAUCGGAGUGGUCGGAGGAGGACCAGCAGGGUUCUAUGCGGCAGGGCGGUGGCUGAGCGUGGCGGACAACGCACGAGUAGACCUGUUUGAGCUGCUGCCGACGCCUUUUGGCCUGGCGCGCUUUGGUGUCGCGCCUGAUCAUCCCGAAGUCAAGAACUGCGAACACAAGUUCGAGGAGACCGCCCGCGACCCUCGGUUCCGCUUCUUCGGCAACGUGCAGGUCUGCGGCACCCAGGCAUCCUCCGAUUCGACCGUUCUCUCUGUCCCGAAUACGACUCCUUCCUCUCUCGCCGUGCCCAUACCCCUCGAGAAGCUGCGACAACACUAUGACGCCGUCCUCCUGACCUACGGAGCUUCCCUCGAUCGUCCACUCGGCAUUCCCGGCGAAGACACGCUGAAGAACGUCCUCUCGGCGAGGACAUUCGUCAACUGGUACAACGGCCACCCCUACCAUUCCUCUUUUCUCGCACCCCUCAUCGACCUCUCCAAGCUCGAACACGCCACGAUCAUCGGCCAAGGAAACGUCGCCCUCGAUGUUGCCCGCAUCCUCCUGAAAGACGUCGACGCGCUGCGAGAGUACGACGUGCCAGACCACGUGCUUGCAGAACUCGCGCGGAGUCGAGUCAAGCGCGUUGACAUCGUUGGCCGGCGAGGACCGCUCCAACUCGCCGCGACGACGAAGGAACUGCGCGAGAUGCUCAACCUCCCCGGCGUAGGCUUCGACAUCGACUCGCAGAUCCUCUCAGACGCUGUGCGAGAUGUCGAGGCGUAUCCGAAGAUGGAAGGCGCGAGGGCGAAGAAGCGCGCGAUGGGAUUGCUGGCGGGUGGGAGCAAGACGCCGCUGGCGGAAGCGAGCAAGAGCUGGAGCCUGCAGUUCCUGCAGAGUCCCGUCGAACUCUUGCCUUCGUCGACGGAGGGUGCGACGGCACCCUCGGCGCUCGAAGGGAUCACCUCUCCUCAGUCCAUCGGCGCCGUUCGCUAUACCCUCAACGAACUCGUGCCCCCCUCUUCCGCUUCCUCUUCCUCAUCCUCACCCGACCCCUCCCAGUUCUCCGCCCGCGCAACCUCCGAAUCCCGCAUUGCAUCAACCGACAUCCUCUUCAAAUCCGUCGGGUACCGCUCGAUCGGCUUGCCUGGUCUUCCGUUCGACGAGAGACGAGGGAUCGUUCGCAAUGACCAGGGUCGAGUCGUAGAUGAACAGGGGAAGCGGAUAGAUGGACUCUACACGUCUGGAUGGCUCGCUAGGGGUCCAACGGGCGUCAUUGCGACGACUAUGUUCGAUGCGUUCGCAACAGCCGACUUGGUCGCGGCGGACUUGGCGCAGGCGGGUCAGGUGGAGGAGAAGCCUGAGUUUCGGAUAGACGAGUACAGCGGGGGGAAGAAGGUCGUGUCGUGGGAGGACUGGGAGGUGAUUGAUCGGAUUGAGCGAGAGAGAGGGAGGGAGAAGGGAAAGUUGAGGGAGAAGGUGGUCUCGGUUGAGGAGAUGCUCGAGGUCGUCGGGUAG
Messenger RNA from Rhodotorula toruloides NP11, 1614 nucleotides. RefSeq names its product NADPH-adrenodoxin reductase Arh1. Lineage: Eukaryota; Fungi; Basidiomycota; Microbotryomycetes; Sporidiobolales; Sporidiobolaceae. Bases 1 to 1614 code for a protein of 537 amino acids. The transcript has 2 exons. The record is from RefSeq and is a predicted model, not a curated record. Gene Ontology annotation, biological process: ubiquinone biosynthetic process. Gene Ontology annotation, cellular component: mitochondrion.